This is a messenger RNA of Pongo pygmaeus (Bornean orangutan), 2409 nucleotides long. Its product is annotated as ret finger protein-like 2. The record is from RefSeq and is a predicted model, not a curated record. Lineage: Eukaryota; Metazoa; Chordata; Mammalia; Primates; Hominidae. The coding region runs from base 935 to 2104 and encodes 389 amino acids. The transcript is spliced from 5 exons. Gene Ontology annotation, molecular function: protein binding.
UAUCGCUGCACUGCAGCGGCGAGUACCGGGUUGGUGGCGCUAUCCUGGGCUACACCGCCGGUGGCGGGGGGGCGUUUUAGGGGCGCUAUCUGGUGCUGCACUGCCCGCGCAGGGGUUGGGUUGGGUGACCUACUCCAGGCGUCACUGCCCGAGGCUGGGGGCUGAUUUGGGGCGCUAUCCCGGGAGUCAUUUCCUGUGGCGGGGGACUGGUUGAGGGCGGUAUCCGUGGCUGCACUGCCCACAGCACAGAGCGGGUUUGGGGCGUUAUCGCGGGCUGCGCUGCCCGUGGCAGGGGGCAGGCUGCCAGCACCAUCGGGUGCUGCAUGUACUAGGCACGAACGAGUUAGGGGCGCCAUCUGGGACUGCACUGCUGGUGACGGGCGGUGGAGGCGUCAGUGACAGCGGUGGUCUCCAAGAGAGGAGCGGUCCUCCUCUUCCCGGCCACCUCCUCCUGUUUUUGCCCUAGUGCGGCGGGCGCACAGCGUUUCCUGAGCGCGGCAGGGGCCCCAGCCCCGUGGUGCUUCCUGGACCCGCCUGUUCUUGCUCUGUGUUGCAGAGACCGCCUGGGACCCCCGGGCACGCAGUAGUGGACACCACGAAGCCACAGGGCCCUGUGGGUGGAGGCAUCAGGAACGGGAACAGGCACUUGUGUGGGGAGGGCUGCCUGGGUUGGAGUUUCUGCUGCUCCUGCCUCCCGAGGAGCGCAGCCAGGAUGGGUGCAGCGGUUCCUGUGGAGUGGGAAGCCCGGGCACUGUGGUGUCUGCAGUCCCCACUCCAGGCCCCAGUUCCUGGCCAGCUUGCGCUGAAAGGAGAGGCUGGACUUUGAAGUGUGGGUGAUUUUCUGGCUUUGUCUGCCCGGAUGCCCAGUGCCCUGAGAAGGAGCCACAUGCCACAUACUGGAGGCUAGAGCCUGUGGCACCAUGAUUUGCCUCCGAUGGAGGUGGCUGAAUUAGGCUUCCCAGAGACUGUGGUGUCCCAGUCCAGGAUCUGUCUAUGUGCUGUAUUGUGUGGCCACUGGGACUUUGCAGACACAAUGGUGAUAAGGGGCCUGAGCCUCAUUAGGUUAGAGGGUGUGGAAGGGCGUGACCCAGUGGGAGGUGGGAAUCUCACCAAUAAAAGGCCGUCGUGUGCCCCUUCCCCACAAGACCUGAGCUCCCAGUGGAAGCAGCUGCAGGACAGAGGAGCUUCCAGCAGAAGAGUGGACAUGGCUGCACUCUUCCAAGAAGCAAGCAGCUGUCCCGUCUGCUCAGACUAUCUAGAGAAACCAACGUCCCUGGAGUGUGGAUGCGCCGUCUGCCUCAAAUGCAUCAAUUCACUGCAGAAGGAGCCCCAUGGGGAGGAUCUACUUUGCUGUUGCUGUUCCACGGUCUCUCAGAGGAACAACCUCAGGCCCAAUCGAAAGCUAGAGAGGCUGGUUUCCCACAUCAAGGAACUGGAGCCCAAGCUGAAGAAGAUUCUGCAGAUGAACCCAAGGAUGCGGAAGUUCCAAGUGGAUAUGACCUUGGAUGCCGACACAGCCAACGACUUCCUCCUCAUUUCUGACGAUCUCAGGAGCGUCCAAAGUGGGCGCAUCAGACAGAAUCGGCAAGACCUUGCUGAGAGAUUUGACGUGUCCAUUUGUGUCCUGGGCUCCCCUCGCUUUACCUGUGGCCGCCACUACUGGGAGGUGGACGUGGGAACAAGCACAGAAUGGGACCUGGGAGUCUGCAGAGAAUCUGUUCACCGCAAAGGGAGGAUCCAGCUGACCACAGAGCGUGGAUUCUGGACUGUGAGUUUGAGGGAUGGAAGCUGCCUCUCUGCCAACACGGAGCCGCUGACUUUCCUCUUCGUAGACCGCAAGUUACAGCGAGUGGGGAUUUUUCUGGAUACGGGCAUGCAGAACGUUUCUUUUUUUGAUGCUGAAGGUGGUUCCCAUGUCUAUACAUUCAGGAGCGUCUCUGCUGAGGAGCCACUGCGCCCGCUUUUGGCUCCUUCAGUUCCACCUAAUGGUGAUCAGGGUGUCUUGAGCAUCUGUCCUGUGAUGAACUCAGGCACUACUGAUGCUCCAGUCCAUCCUGGGGAGGCCAAACAAACCCCCACUGCAAAAAAACAAAAAACAGGCUAAGAAAAUUACUUGGAUGGGUAGACUUAGGAACUCUCUACUUGGUAAAAGCAUUAUACAAAGUCACAGGAGAAAAAUAUGGGAUAUUUCUUGAUUAUACUUAAUCCAAUUUGAUUAGAUUAUAAAUUGAGUCCUAAGUAUUAAUUAUUGCCACCAUCAAACUCAUUGAGUCUUAUGGUUCACAUCUUGUUUCCUAUAGAAAUGUCUUGUAUUCUGGGAUCAAUUUCCAAAUGCUUUACUUUUUUAUUUCUGUAAGUUCAAAUUAAUGUAUUAUAGAAGUUAUGAGUUAAAUAAACAUUGGAAUAUCA